AUGAUACCAGCACUCUUCGCUAAAAUAGAUAGGCCUGAUCUCACAGUCAUGGAUAUGUGUGCUGCUCCUGGUUCUAAGACAUGUCAGAUGAUAGAGUCUUUGAGUAACACCAGCAAUAACAGCAGCAGCAGUAGUUCAUCAUGCUCUCCUGAGUUCUCCAUCCCAGAGGGCUUAGUGCUUGCUAAUGAUAUAGAAUGGAAGCGGGCCAAUAUGCUAGCCCAUCAAGUCCUGCGAUUGAACUCUCCUGCUUCUGGAGUUGUCAAUUUCGAUGCAUCCUGUUUCCCAGUACUCUGGGACGAGGAAGGGAAGCAGGUCCUCUUCGAUAGAGUUCUUUGUGAUGUCCCAUGCACAAGUGAUGGUACUAUGCGUAAGAACCCUGACAUCUGGAGGGAGUGGAAGACUGGCAACAGCAUUGCUAUCCAUCAUAGGCAGUUCCGUAUCUUACUCCGGGGAUUGGAGCUCGCCAAGCCUGGCGGUAGAGUGGUAUACUCAACCUGUAGUCUUAAUCCCAUCGAGGACGAGGCAGUGGUUGCUGCUGCCCUGGCCAACUUCAAUGGCAAAGUGAAGUUGGUUGCGGGACCAGCCGUUGGUAAUGCUACUUAUAGUAUCGCUGCUCCUCGUGGAGAGAUGUAUUCAGGCGGACGACCUGGCCUAUCAACCUGGACUGUUUCCCCACCUGGUGAUGCCGCUACCCAUAUUGAUAAAUAUGAGGAUACUCCUGAUCAAUAUAAAAAGAAGAUGUUAUCCAGCAUGUGGCCUCCUACUGACGAUUCCAUCAAGGCCCAACUACAUCAUUGCCGACGCUUCUUCCCUCAUGAUAUCAAUGCGGGAGGCUUCUUCGUAGCAGCUUUUGAGAAGGUGUCUGACGACGCUGUCGAUUCUAAUGAGGAGUCAGCAGCCACUGACAAGCCUGCUGCCGAGCAGCGUCGUGGAGGCCGGCCUGUUGCCGUUGAUGCCAAGCCCAUUUGUAAGGAGUACUACCCGUGCCCGAAAGAGUCCCUGGAUACCAUACGAGAGUUCUAUGGCAUUACCGAGGAUAUGCUGCCUAGCGAGCUACUCUGGUGUAGGAAGGAUCAGCCUAAGAAGGUGUUCCUUCUCAGUAAGGCAGCGAUGAAGAUGGUGAAGGCCAAGACGAGAUCACCCUUCCGAGUAGCUAAUCUGGGUGUACGCGCCUUCCAAUUGGUGGAAAUUAAGCAUCCCAAGGAUGAGAACGCUAUAAAGGGACCUCCUAAUUGGCGUAUUGGACAAGAUGGUGCCCCUGCUCUUCUACCAUUAUUAAAUAGAGUUGCUGAGGAUAAGAGGCAAGUGAUCGAGAUACCUAGCCUCGAGGCUCUAGCCCAGUUACUCGAUAGGAAAGAAGCAACUUUAGAGGAACUAGGAUGUGGUGAUAAGAAGACGAUGAAGCCAGGUGGGGUGAUAGCCACACUGCCCUCUUCUUUUGCUGUCCAUGGCGGUACUGUGGCCGUAGCCUGUAUGCUAGCCCAGAGUGGCAAGGUCCAAUGCUAUAUGGACAAGCUCCAAGCUGGAGCAUUACUACAAGCAGUGAGGGAUGCUAUAAAGAAGGCUUCUCAAGGGGAUGUACAGCAGAAAUGAGCUUAAUCUACCAACUAGUCCUAGUGGCUACUGACG
Molecule: messenger RNA, 1629 nt
Organism: Perkinsus marinus ATCC 50983
Lineage: Eukaryota; Perkinsozoa; Perkinsida; Perkinsidae
Product: protein nucleolar, putative
Exons: 10
Coding region: 1-1593 (530 amino acids)
Biological process (GO): RNA methylation
Molecular function (GO): methyltransferase activity
Source: RefSeq, a predicted model, not a curated record